Molecule: messenger RNA, 3670 nt
Organism: Colias croceus (clouded yellow)
Lineage: Eukaryota; Metazoa; Arthropoda; Insecta; Lepidoptera; Pieridae
Gene: ebo
Product: exportin-6
Exons: 21
Coding region: 302-3406 (1034 amino acids)
Biological process (GO): protein export from nucleus
Molecular function (GO): nuclear export signal receptor activity; small GTPase binding
Source: RefSeq, a predicted model, not a curated record
UGGCAGCAGCCAGCAGCUGACAUUUGACAUUGACGUAAUUUUAUGAAAUGUGAAAUUUAUCAAAUAAAAACUGGAAAUUGCAAUGAUAUUGAUAAAUGCUUAAUACAAGAAAAAUAAAAACUGAUUUAAGACAUACUUAAACUACAUUAAACUAUGAAAAAUUCUUGAUACAUAGUUUUAUUCACAAACAUAUUUUGCAUUUACUUCCAAUUGUAUCUAAGUAAUACAAUAAUUCUUAAAGUUUAAAGUAUUUUGAGUAUGUAUUAUUAUGAGAUAAAUAUUAAUAUAAUUUAAUACAAUCAUGAGUGAUAUUGAAAUCAACGAGGCUCUUGCCUCGUUGGAGUUGGUUAUGUCAGAAUUCAACGCUCCAACGACAAGCAACUUCAGGAAAAGGGAGAUUGAAGUUAUGUUAGAAAACUUUUUCAACAAUAGGGAUUCAUGGAAACAUUGUUUAUUGUUUUUUCAAAAAUCGCAGAAUCACUAUGUUCUCAUGUUUAUACUGAAUACCCUAGAGAAUAUAAUAAACAGACAAUGGUUUCAUUUAACGGACAAUGAGAAAGUGCAGAUACGACAAACAUUAAUAUAUGAGUUAAUGGCUAAACAUGAGGUUAUGUUGUAUUUUAUACGAAAUAAGUUAGCUGCACUCAUUGUUGCUAUAGCUCGUAAUGAUUGGCCACAUCUCUAUCCGGACUUUUUCAAUAAUAUUGUAGAGUUAUUAAAAUGUGAUGGACGACGUUGCAUUGUGGGAUUAGUUCUAGCACAGACAGCUAGUGAAGAACUGGGUGCUGCUCGGGACACUGGCGUGCUAUUGCCAUCGGCACGACGUAACCAGUUGGAACGGUUAAUGCUUAAAGGGAUGCCACAAAUGCUGGCAGCAUUAAGCAGUAUUUUGGAAAAGAAUGCACAGAAAGAGGGACAGUCUAAUCCCCCACCAUCACCAACUGGGGGGAUGCCACAAACCUCAGCAUUGCCUGAUUUAUUGGCUAAUGCUCAUGAUGUACAAGCUACAGAUAAAACCUUAAAUAUGGAAAUAGUAGUGAAGACUCUUACUACACUUCAACAUUUAUUUUCUUGGUUGCCUUUGUCCUCUCAUGUUCCACCUUCUCUUGUUACAACUGUAUUUUACUGGGGAAGUGUCGCCACACAAUCACAGAGUCUGGAAGCGGCGCUGGCGGGUCUCGGGGGUGUGUGCGAGCUGCUGUACCGGCGGUACGCGCCGCCGUCGUCCGCCGCGACCGCGCUGCGCCUGCACCACUGCGCGCUGCGCCUGCUGCGCCACCUCACGCACCACGCGCACCACAUGCACCGCGCGCAACACGAUUACCUAAAUAAAUUAGCAGAGUUUUUGAAGUUGUUUGUAUCAUUGCAUUUCAAGAGACUUGAAGCUGAACCUGAAUUUGAUGCUAUUGAAUUCCUUUCUUAUUUAUUCCAAUUUACAUUCCAGGUGCCAACAUGUGCUACAUUUAUUAGUUGUUUAGAUAUUUGGUUACAAUUUAUUGAUGUGUUGAAACCAGAAGAUACGGCUAAGUACUGGGAAGCCCUACAAGCGCUUGUUAAUGGCAUUCUUAAUAAAAUUCAGUUUCAACAUAACAAGGCCCAAUUGCAACAACUGGAUAACGAUGUAUGCGACGAUGACGGUGAAACUGAAUGGCAGACAUUCCUUAAACAUUGCAUAGAAUGUAUUGCAAGGGUAGCUGACUUAGCACCCCUGGAAGUUUUUACUGCCGUGAUGGAGCGCUGGCAAGGAUUAGCGGGGGUCCACGCCCGCGCCGUUGGGCGAGCACCGGGUGUAGCGGCCCCGGGACCGACGGACGGGGACCGCUUGUUGGCGGCCCUGUUGGAUCUAGCUACACUGACCAGGUUGUUGGGCCGGUUGGCGCCCGCGUUGCUAAGUGAAACGGAGAGCGGUGGUGGCGAGGGUGCGGGGGCGAGCGCGGGGAGCGCGGCGAGCGCGGCGGGCGCGGCGCUGGUGGAGCGGUGCGCGGGCGCGCUGGCGGGCGCCGCGCUCACCCGCCCGCACCGCACCGCCGCGCCCGCGCACGCCAACGCGCACGUCAUGCUCCAUGCCGAGAUGUUCGCAUGCAUGGGUGCGUGGUGUUGCUACGCAAAUGACUGUGGUGUACCAGCACAGACUAUGGAGGGACUUUUCACAUCAGCUAUACCAUUUUUAAUUCCUCAUGAAGUUCCAGAACCACCCUUAUUAUGCCACGCGGCAGCGCAUUUAUUACUUAGCUUGUCGAAGAAUGUAAAAUUUUCCCGAGACCCAAUCACUUUAUUAGGGGACCUCUAUCAUCACGCUGAAAGAUCACUCCACUAUUUGGAAUCUAAGACAGCAGCAGUAGUCCGCGAAGCACUAGUCUCGAUGUCGCUAUCCCGCGGGCCGGGCGCGGGCGGGGAAGCGGCCCGAGCACUCAUAGCAGCGUGGGCGGGCGCACUCACUACCGCUGGGCCGAAACAAGCAUUGCCCCCGCUAACGGACCUGCUGCACGCGUUCGCGGGAGCGCCUACUAAUUCUAAAAAAAUUAUAGCAGAAGGCAUACAAUGGGCUGCUGAGAGCUCGUUGCGCAUGUUGUGUGAGCCGGCCUACUCGAACGCGGAGUCAGAGAUAACAGAUUUCUUCCUAGCUCUCUUCACCGCGCUGUUACCGCAACUUGGGAAUUUCGCAUACACUGCCAUUGAAGUGUUCUUGGAGGUUGCACAAAAGGAGACGGGCGACAGCGAAGUGAGCCUGGAGCGGCUGGUGGAGUGCGUGCGGCUGGGCGUGGAGGCGGGCGGCGCGGGCGUGCGGGUCAGUGCUGUGCUCGCGCUGCUGCACCACCGCGUGCUGCCGCAAGCCGCGCCGCACGCGCCCGCGCUCGCACGAGCUGCGCACCGCCUGCUCGCUAGCGUGCUGGUGCACCGGUGGCGCUACUUCUUCCCGCACAAGGUGUCGGCGGGCGAGGGCGCGCGGCGGCUGGACGAGCUGCGCGGCGCGCUGGCGGCGCUGGGCCGCGCGCUGCUGCUGCCCGACAUCGAGCUGCUGCGCAUCAACAUCGCCACGCUCGACCUGCUCAACACCAAGUGGAAGCUCUUCCACAAGGCGGUGUUCCGCGCGGAGUUCCUGUGCGAGUUCCUGUCGGUGCUGGUGGCGGGCGCGUGCGAGGGCGGUGCGCGGGCUCUACUGCGCGACGAGGCGCUGGGCUGCGCGCACGCGAUGGCCACGCUCGACUUCACGGCCUUCCGCCUCGCCUUCCUGCCGCGCUUCCUCGCCUCGCUCGACCUCGCGCCGCACCACGCCGCGCACCUCGCUGACUUCCCGCCCGAUACGGAUCUGCCGACGUUCACGCAAAACAUUAUCCGUUUGAUGAACGACGUGAACUGUUAUAGAGCUUACAAAUCGCUGCCUAUUCCCGUGAUAGACGCCUAGAAAUUCGCGCAAUAUACACUGGUGCUGUGAUAUGGUCGUUAUGUUUGGCAUUAUAUAUGGAAAUUAAAUAUUGUUAUUCAUUGGUCUUAUCCAAAAACAAAACAUAUUUAGUAGAAAAUUGGGUGAAAUAAAUAAAUCGGUUUUUAAACGAUGGAAUUUUGUGUAAUUUUACGUACCUAUACUUGUAGCUUGUACGAAGUGUUAAAAUAUUUUACUAGUCAAGUACUUUAUAAGAUAAAUAUAAUUGUCUUUUAUUCAAAUUAA